This is a messenger RNA of Lepisosteus oculatus (spotted gar), 9138 nucleotides long. Lineage: Eukaryota; Metazoa; Chordata; Actinopteri; Semionotiformes; Lepisosteidae. The record is from RefSeq and is a predicted model, not a curated record.
CUCUCAGGUCUUAGUAGCGGCACUUAGUAGCGAGACCCUACAGACGUCCAUUUCAACACUGUCAACUUACCUAACAAUAACAUUUAUUACAGGUUACAAGCUGUCUCGUGCAUGGGUUGCUCUGAUGCAUUGCAGACGUGGCUAUAGAUAGAAGCAGCUUGUCGCUUCAGAAAGUGGUGUCCUGGUGGCAAUAUUGUGGAUACUGUUCAGAGACAAGAGCUUAUGGACUGUAAGAAAGUGGAACACUGGUACUUUAUUGUUUGAAGUGGAUUUAUGUUAGUAACCAGUAAUGUGCUUUAAAUGGCAACACCUGUGACAAAACCGUGAGGAGUCUUUAUGGAAAUGUUUCAUUUUCAGCUGUGGAACACUGCCACCUCUGCAGAAUCAAGUGACAUUUGAUGGGUGACUGUACUGUAGGUCACUCUGCCUGUGAAGUGAUACCACUCUCCUUUUAUCUCUUUGUCAGAUUUCCAUUUCAUUUUUAACACAUUCCUAUUUUUGAAGUGGAACGUACAGCCCUUUGCUUAAUUAUUGUUAAUGCUUGCCUGCUUCAGUCAUUUGCGAUGGAAGCAAUCGAUUACAUAUGAAUCCUAAAACUGCACAAAUCUGAGCUUAAUAUAACAAUAUCUGCAGCCUGGCGGAAACAGGAAAAUAUCAAAAUCAUCUGCAGCAUAUGGUAUGGUUGUAGACUCCCUCAACUUGUCAACUGUGUGCAGGCAGCUUUGUAGGGCCAUCUAUGGGAUACUUUACAUUGUAAAUACAGUAGCUUGGUCCGCUGCAGAAGGAAGACUUUAACUCCCAAGGAUUUUGGAGGCUGAGGAGAUCUUUGAACAAUGGGGUCUGAAGUUUUCCAUUAUCGUGCACUGUUCGAGUACAAGAAGGAGCGAGGGGAUGAUAUUUCUCUGCUACCUGGCGACAUUCUUGCAGUUUACAAAACGGCCCUGUUGACACCUGAAUACCAAGAGGGGGAUGAGAGAAGCCCCAAUGGGUGGCUGAACGGGAUAAACGAAAGAACGAAAGAGAAGGGGGAUUUCCCUGGGACGUUCGUGGAGUACGUGGGACCAGUGCGGGUGGGAGUGCCGGCUCCAAAACCGAGGCCCAGGCCUGUGCCUCCAACGCCAGGUGGAACACAGACACCUGGGGCUAUGCAGACAGGAAAAACAGGCUGCUUGGGGCAGAGUGAUGUUGCAGAACUAUUGCCGCUUCCAGAUCAGGCUUCCACAGUGGUGAUGAGACUCACUGAGGCUUUGGAGAGACAGGGGUGGGAAAGCGAGCCCCUCUACAGAGCCCCUCUCAGCCCUCCUAGACACCCGGAGCUCAAACAGGCACUGGAGACAGACCCCUCCUCAGUAGAGCUGGAUCAGUACGAGCUCCCAGUCUUAGCAGAGGCACUGAAGAGCUAUCUACAGGACUUGCCUUCCCCCUUCAUUCCAGCUGGGAUAUACAGCGAGUUAGUUUACAUUGCCCAAGAGACACCAAAUGUAGAGGAGUGUGGACAACAACUCAAGAAAAUCCUUGAGUCUCCAACCAUCCCUCAGCCCAACCAUCUUCUCCUACUGCAUCUAACUAGACACCUGUAUCGUGUGGCCCUGUGUGGGGGACAAAGCCAGGCAACACCCAGGCUGCUGGCCCAGUCCUUCAGUGAGGCUCUCUUCAAACACUCCCUCUCUAGUGCUGACGUGAACCCGGAGCACCAUGUGAAGAUCAUUGAGGCCCUCAUCAUGGCUGGGGGACUGGCAGAAAUGCAGGCAGCGCCAGCUCUUCCUCCCAAGCCGCCCAAACAGAUGACUCCAGCCAACACCAAUGGCACCAAUGUCACCAGUGUCAUCAAGGAUGCAACCAGCAUGUCGCUGCAGGAGGCCGAAUGGUACUGGGGAGAUAUCUCAAGGGAAGAGGUCAACGAUAAGCUACGGGAUAUGCCAGAUGGGACAUUCCUGGUCCGAGAUGCUUCCACGAAGAUGCAGGGAGAUUACACUUUAACUCUGAGGAAAGGAGGCAAUAAUAAGCUGAUAAAGAUCUACCACCGAGAUGGCAAGUAUGGCUUCUCCGAUCCUCUGACCUUCAGUUCAGUUGUGGAGCUGAUUAGCCAUUACCGUCAUGAAUCCCUGGCACAGUACAACCCCAAACUGGACGUCAAGCUCAUGUACCCCAUCUCCCGAUUCCAGCAGGAUCAGCUGGUAAAAGAAGACAAUAUAGAUGCAGUUGGAAAGAAACUCCAGGAAUAUCAUAAUCAGUAUCAGGAAAAAAGCAAGGAAUAUGACCGGCUAUAUGAAGAGUACACAAGGACUUCACAGGAAAUCCAAAUGAAGAGGACAGCCAUCGAGGCUUUUAAUGAAACAAUUAAGAUCUUCGAGGAGCAGUGCCACACACAGGAGCGCUACAGCAAAGAGUACAUUGAGCGCUUCCGAAGGGAAGGCAACGACAAGGAGAUAGAGAGAAUCAUGAUGAAUUAUGAGAAACUGAAGUCCCGCCUGGGCGAAAUUCAUGACAGCAAAAUCCGCCUGGAGCAGGACCUGAAGAAGCAGGCGCUGGACAACCGGGAGACGGACAAAAAGAUGAACAGCCUGAAGCCUGACCUUAUUCAGCUCCGCAAGAUCAGGGAUCAGUAUCUUGUCUGGCUUAAUCACAAAGGCGUGCGUCAGAAACGAAUUAACGACUGGCUCGGAAUCAAAAACGAAAAUCUUGAUGACACCUACUUCGUAAACGAGGAGGACGAGAACCUGCCGCACUACGACGAGAAGAGCUGGUUUGUGGGGGAUCUUAACCGGACCCAAGCUGAGGAUCUGCUUCUGGGAAAACCUGACGGCGCGUUCCUAAUCCGGGAGAGCAGCAAGAAGGGCUGCUAUGCCUGCUCUGUGGUGGUGGAUGGAGAGGUGAAACACUGUGUGAUAUACAGCACCCCACGCGGCUACGGCUUUGCCGAGCCCUACAACCUUUAUAGCACUCUGAAAGACCUCGUACUGCACUACCACCAGACCUCGCUGGUCCAGCACAACGACUUGCUCAACGUGCGACUGGCGUACCCGGUCUACGCACAGAUGCCCUCUCUCCGCAGAUGAACCCCGGAGGGGCGGCUGAUUCAAACAAACACUUGCUGCAACACACGCGUCGGCCACCUUGGAGUUAUAUAUAUUUUUUACUAGAACAAUUUGAGGGCAUUCUUUCUAAAGACUGCUUGAUUUGCACAAGGAAGUUUUAACGUUUGUGAAUGUGAAACCGAAAAAGAGACAUAAGAAACAAGAGGCAAGCUCGUCUCGACCCGAGUUCAGGUGACCUGGUGCUACCUAAACUCCAGCUGUGACUUUUUACACCCUUUAAUUCUCGCCUUUUCUUUUUUUGUUUUUUGGUUGUUUCUGUUCCCUCCCUGGGUCAACUCCAUGAAAGGAGAAAAAGGAAUUGAAGUUUUUCUUCGUUGUGAGCGAAACGAAAAAAAAUGUAGCAUACAAUCCACAGGAACUUUUCUGGAUGUAUUCAUCAGAGACACUGCUGCUGAACAAGUCGGGUGGGGAGAAAAGGUUCUGUAGUCUUAAAGACAUUGCGUUUUAUACUGGAUUGGACAGGACAUGAUCAAAAGGAGGGCUUUUAUUUACUUUUUUGUUCUGUGGGUUUUUAGUUUGGCUGGACUUUCGGAACUGGCUAGUUUUCCUACGAAAAGAAAACACUUCAGUCAAGUAGAAACAGAGACCAAAGUUAGCCUUGGAGAAACUCCACUUAAAUAUGAUCUGAAUGAAUAAAGGCAAAAUAAAUGCAGAGAUGCUUUAUUUUGUACCACAUAUAAAACGGUUUUGGCUAGUGCUUGUACAACACUGAAGUUCUUUAAGUUUAUUCUUAACCAAAUUGUACCCACCGAAAUUUUUCUUGGUUUGAAGCACUUAUUAAAAAGGAAAAAUCUCUGCAGCUGCACAUCUUUACACCAAAAGAAAAUUAGAAAAUGAAAACCUGGAACACUUUUUUGUGUUGUUUAAAAAUACACAUAUAUGCUCAUGUCUGUUUUAAGCAAAACCAUGACAUUUUGUAUGCUAUGUUCUUUAUAGAACCUUUAAGAUAAGCUUGAAUUUUAACGUAUAAGUGAAGCAGGUACAAUGGUUUUUGAGUUUAAAAAAAUGCUUUAGAAAAUCAAAACUGAAGGAAGUGCAAUCCAGUGUUUAUUGGUGGGAUUUAAGUCCCCUUGAAAGUCAGUAUCACCUACUCAGUCGCACAGAUAACAGAAAAGCAACCAAAUGCACAACUUACCCUGGGAGAAACAUUUUUGUAUUGGUCAUUGAUGGUGCUUGACUUUAUAACCAGUUGGAAGCAUUUGUUAAGAAUUUUAACAUUGGCUGCCUGUAUUUUAUUUUAUGUUGCAUUCAUAAAAUAAAAAUAUUGCAUUCAUUACAGGCACAAUUGCUAUUCAUAAAGAUUUCACUUCCUGAAAUCACAAGCAUUCAUUUUCAGAUGCUUGCUUAUGUUUUUAUCACGCCAUUACUUGGCCAUUGUUGUUUGCGGAAGUGAGCAGUGGAACUCUCUAGAACAAUAGCCCGAUUCUACAGUAAGCACUUAAGGCAUCGGAAUCUGGAAGCAACCAGUGACCAAGGCACGUGCUUCCCUUCCAUUUGUGCAUUUUUUGUCCUUACUAUUGUAAGGUGUAAUAAGACCAUGUCAUUAGGACACAUGCAUACAAAGUUGCUUUGACAGUGGUAUGUUACAGAGGACAUACUUUUUAUUCCUGCUGUACCUUGAAAAUGUUUACUUGAUGUUUCUGAGGGAAGUGACGUAAGGGAAAGGGUUAAGGUUUAUUUCUAACAUAGACCAUUAAUCUGUACUGAUAAAAGAUUUUCUCCCCAAUUUGCAAGGAUCUAAAGGAAAGUGGGGAGUUUCACAACCCAUUGUUACACCUAAAUCACAAAAGAGACAAUUCUGAGAGAUACGUCAUUCUUAACAGGCACCAGCUAGAGAAACCUACCAACAAUUAAGCUGCGUGUGUUUUUAACUGUUUCUCUGCCAGACUUUUCUUCCAUAGAUACAAACAUAGGUUGCAUGGUGUCUCCUUGUAUAUUUUGCAUUUUGACCUGAAUGGAACAGUACCCUGGAAAACAAAUCCAAUUGCUCCUUUUGCAGACUGGUUACAAAGUCAGCCAUGGCUGUGAUUUAAGGUCCUCUCUGCUAAAACAGUAUAAACGUUGCCAGUAUGGGAAUUUUUAAAAACAAUGGUGAGGAAUAUUGCAACAUUUCUGCAGCUUUGUUUUUGUCAGAAUUUGCUUCUUUAAAAUGUAGUAAUCUCUCACAGGAAAUGGUUUUCAGGGGGUUGCAACCUUGGACAUAAGUACCAGACUUUUUCUUAUUGAAUCCAUAAAGAAUGUCUAGCUUGUCAACACUUUAAGUCCAGCAGACAAAGUAUUUGCUGAAGGGCACUGUUCUGGAAGGGAAACGCUGAACAGCUUGCUGUUAUCUGUGAUACGCUGAUUUUCAUCUGCUCUUGUGGCAUUGAAAAAAUACAAAUGGAGUGCUGAGCUCUGGCUUCUCAAGUCUCCUGACAAUUGGAGAGAUCUCACAGGGGAGGAAUUGUUGUUCAGAAGAUCUGGCACAAUUUGUAGAGUAAUUGUUUUUAAAAAAUGUAUCCAAUUUAAGCAGCCUUCAAAUAUCAAUAAUGCAAAGUUAUGUUCUUUACUAUAGAAGGACAGUGACACCACUUAUUUAAGAAAUAAGUUGAAUUUGUUAGGAUGUGCAUUGGAUUUAGUUGCGUGGUUUUUAAGGUCUGUUUACCUUAAUAAGCAAAUGUCCGGCUUUUGGGAGCUACAGUUGCCGCUGGAAUGUUGAAACUUUUUCAAUGUAGAGGCAGGUGUGAACAGAGACAUUGUUACAAGCUAUCAGACCGUGACAUCUUUAAGCAGCAUCCCGAGAAUAAUUCAUGUUAUUCAGGAAGCAAAGUUUUACCAAUUCUUAAUAAUCUUAUGCCUAGGUGUUUUGCAAAACAAGAGUUUAUGGGAGUCUUCUUAGAAGCUGUUGCGAGAUUUGUAGUAGUGUUCUUUACGUUUUCCCUACAGCAAGUAAAUCGCUGCUGACUCAGAACAUUUCCACAAAUCAUCAAUCAAUUUGAUUCCUCCCCCUUUUUAUCCCUGUAAAGAAUUCUGAUCUCUUCUCGGGGGCUCAGAUGAUCACAGCUGUUUGUAUGCCAGGACUGCACUUGUGUAUGGCAGUAUGUUCAGAGACACCUGUCCUGGUUCUUGUUCUGUAAAGCAAAACCAGCUCUGUUUAUAAGACUGAACUGCCUAGCCCUGUUCACAUUGAUCCUGCCUGUAUCCCAGUCAUGAUCCAGCACACUGGCCAGCCAGCUGGGGGACAGCCAGACAGGCACUUCCUCAAACUGCAGAGUUGUAAAGCUUGUCUCAAUGAAACUUUUUUCACCCUCCUGUUACUUCAGAUAUUUAAUGGGCUUCUAAAUGGUCUUGUUUCUAUUAACGUGAGCUAUUGCAUUGCUUGCUGUUGAAUGUCUUUGUAUCCAUUUAUAAAAUCCCUUCUUGUUUCAGUGGUGCAAAAUGCAAUGCCAUUGGCUUAAAAAAAUUAUGGAUUUUUUCUUGGAAAUGAAACUUUGCAUUUUAAAAUUUCAGAAGAAGGGGUUUGGAAGCCUUCAAAUGUCCACAGUUGUUGAAAUUCAUUUCUGUUGGCAGUGAUAGUCUGAAGUUUCACACAUAGUGCUAGAGCCAAUUCUCCCGAGCACAGUUUUCAGUUCUCUUUAGACAUUUUCAUGUUGGUUGCUGCAGGAUAUAGGGUUGUUGUGUCGGGGUACUAACUGAAGGAUUACAUAGUUUUUUUUCUUUUCUUGGAGACCAAAGAUUUAAGUUAUUUAAUGUUAGAUUUUAAAAUCAUUGCAAAGGGAUGCUAUUGAAAGAUUACUCUUGUUAAAAAAGGCUGGUGUUCUGCACAUUUGUUCAAAAUGUUUAUUAAAAUUCUAAAGCAGCUGUCAUACAGCUGGGUUAUCACAUCUGUUAAGACCCAAAUUGAGUGAUAUCUGUAGGGGGUUGAGGUAGGCCACUGAGAACCCUUGCACCAUUUAUUUCUCUGCUUUCAAUCAGUAAGUGAAUUUCUUUGAGGUUUCUACAUCAGUUUCUCCGAGUUAUAAGCGAAGGCUGAUGAGUUGUAUGUUUUCAAACUUUUAUCACUGGUACCUGUGCAGGUCCUACCUAACCAGUGUCAUUUUUUUUUAAUUGCGACAUUCUGCUGUAAUUGCAGUAAACGCAAAGCUCAAAAUAAAACUCAAGUCAUUGUGGGAGCUGCAUAUGUUUUGUAAAACCUAUGUUUGUUUGUUUUUUUUUACUUUUCUCCCAUAAGUGCAGACUGCUUGCAAACCUCUUGUUUUGGAUCACUGAGGAAAAAUCUGAGACUUCAAACCGUUCCCUCUCAUAAGACCUGUUUCAAGCUAUCGCUGUCACCGCUAGAUGGUUUCAGCAAAACUUUAAGUUCUUGUUCAUCUGAAGAGCCCAGAGGUAUUUAUUUUCAUUAUUUUAAUUAUAUAUGCAUUGUUUUGUCUGAGUUUAGUCAGUAUUAGCACACUAGCUUGAGCAAAAUGUGCUCUUUUUUCCCCCACACAUUUAAAAUGCCUAUAGUACUUGUUCGCUGAGUAUUUUGGUUAGUCUUUAACAAACUCGUUCUCUGCAGGGCAGAAAGCGGUAUGAUUUGUACUGAUCUGUGGCUUGUUGGUUAUAUCACUACAGAUUAAAAAACGCAAUAUCCUUUUGUCUUUUAUAAUUCAGGGUCAAAAGAUCAUUGCUAGUGGUUUAAGGGAGAAAAUGGCUUAAUUAUUGGAUAAAUGCUUUUUGCCACCUGAAAAAGUGAGUAAAUAUGGUGCAUUAUUUAGAUUGUACACUAUUGGGUGGAUUAACCAACUUACAUUUUACAUUCACUUUGUAAUAAACUCUUUAAAAUAAAAACUAAAAGUUAGAGCACUGCUCCUGAACUAUUCACUGACCCUUUUUUGCAGGAAAUGUUUGCAGAUAUUUUUUGAAGUUUUGCCUACACAGCCCUGUAAAGUUUUAUUUGUAGUUCAACACAUUGAAUUUUUUCACCAUCAAUUUGUGUUCCCAAUACAUCUCCGCAGAACAAGGCCCCAUUUAAAAAGGAAUACUGCGUCUUUAAUGAAAGAAAAUCAGGCGCACUUAUUUGCUUUUUUCCCCUUUUGACAUUUAAUACAAAAACCCAGCAUGCAUCUUUGGUACUCUUGACUGUUGUUUUUUGUGUAAAAAAUACUGUUCUUUGUCUGUUAAUGGUGUAUUCAAACUGAAUUUAAUAUAGCUAACAAAACAAGUCACUGCUUUCUGCAACAAAGUUAGAGCCCUGUACAACUGUAGUGGUUUUAAAUAAAAAGAUAAAAUAUACUGAGAAAGAGGCUAAUGAGUAGUGUAAUAGACACCAUGAUUUCUUACUCCCAAGUUUUCAUCUAGAUAAGCAAUGUUAAAAGAACUGAAGUCUUGUGAAUUCAUACAGAAACUUUACACUUUUAAUAUUCUUUGUAAAGAAUGUGGGUGUGUGAAAUGUAUGUAAAAUUGGUAAAUAAGCAUUUAAGCACCCAAAGCUUUUUUUCUGUUACAUUGUAGCACUUUAUAUUAGGAUAUUUUCCAGAAACAUUUAAUGUUCAACAGUUCUUGUGCUGCAUUUGAUCCAAUUAAUGAAUUAUUUUAGGAACAAUGUAAGCAAUAAGAACAGAUCAACUCUUCCUGCCUAUCUGUAAACACAUAGUUGUUGGAACAAGAAAACAAAUGUCCAUAGUCUUAUACAAAUUGUGCUUCCAUCUUGGAUAGAUAAAUUAGUUGGAUAUUUCCCGCAGUUUGUUCCCUUACCUCUCACAAUCUGCAUUGGAAGCAGCUUAGAAAUGUCGUCUUCUGUACUUCUUGGCUUAACAAUUAAGCUUACACUUUCAAGCUCACCUUUUUAUUUUUAAAAAAGCCUCUUUCUCAGUAUUAAAAGAAUACUUACAUCGGGCUUAUAGGAAUCAUUCAGUUACAUUUUUCAUCACAGUACAGUUUUUUCUUGUAUCUGCUGCAAUAGUUUGUAUUGGUUGUAGGAAUCUCCAUUUGUUAUGGGAUGAACUCAUGUAUAACAUUAUCAAAACUCCACAAAUACUCAUCUCUUGCAGAAUAAAGAAAAAUAUUUUGUUCAAACCUA